ACACUGACUUAUUUUUCAAUCGGAGCCUCAAGCAGCAGAACUGGGUUACUUUCUAAUCGCUCGAGUCUGAGAUUUUAGGUACGGUGAUAUGCAAAGAUGUCUACUAGAGGUGGAGGACGAGGAGGUCGUGGAAUGACAGGUCAUGGAAUCACUCCUCAUGGUGUGACUACAAGAUCAGUGCUUACUCCUGCUAUGCCAUUUACGCCAAAUAAUGGUGUGACUACAAGAUCAAUGAUUACUCCAACUGUGCAAUCUACGCCAAAUAAUGAUCCAGAGCAAAACUCAUCUGCCGCUCUGCACAUAUCUGAGUCUGAGCAACCAAAUGAAUCCUUGACACCUGAAGAUGUAACUGUAACUAAGCAAGUACGUGGGAGAACUAAAGGUUUAGCGCUAGCUAAAAUUCGAAGGCGUGGAGAGAAGGUUAAGUUGGGAUUUUCUAGAAUGCUGGGACAACCAACGAGUGACAACGAGGAUGACUUGACUAGGUACACCACAGAGUUAGGUAUUAUUGUUCGGCAAUUUGCUCCUUUACAGGCAAAAAGCUGGAAGGUGGUGCCCCAAGAUGCAAAGGAAAUGUGUAUUGCACACAUUCGUGAAAAAUUUGAUCUUCCUGAAGCAACUUAUGUAGACAAAGCUAUACUGCAAAGUAUGGGUAAGCGAUACUGUGAUUGCUGAUCCCGCCUCAAGAAGAAGUUUGAGAAAGGAGCUGUCGAUUGCCC
This is a messenger RNA of Rhododendron vialii, 719 nucleotides long. RefSeq lists its product as uncharacterized. NCBI's taxonomy places the organism in Eukaryota, Viridiplantae, Streptophyta, Magnoliopsida, Ericales, Ericaceae. The record is from RefSeq and is a predicted model, not a curated record. The coding region runs from base 97 to 675 and encodes 192 amino acids. The transcript is spliced from 4 exons.